CGGUAUAAUGCGGAAAUCACAACACGUGUGAUUGUUAUGGUUGGAUACCGGUGUAGAUGUGUUGUGCAUGUAGAACUAUGUCAGACUCGGAGGAAAAGUCCCUGAAACAUUCUUCCAAUGUUCUGGAUCUGUUGGAAGGUGUUGAAGUGAUGUUGCUCGACAUUGAGGGAACAACAACCCCCAUUAGUUUUGUCAAGGACAUUCUCUUUGGGUAUGUGAGAGAGCAUCUAGAGGAGUAUCUUGAGGAGAAUUGGGAGAAGACGGAAUGUCAAGAUGAUGUAGCGGCACUUAGGGACCAGACUCUUCUCGAUAAGGAUCUUGAAGGAGCGGUAGCCAUCCCCGAGAAGGAACCAGAAGACUCCUCCUCUUCAUCAUCAGUAAGGAAAGCCGUCGUUGAUAACAUUCGAUGGCUGAUGGCAAAGGACAGGAAAGUGACUGCCCUGAAACAGUUCCAGGGUCAUAUGUGGAGGUCAGGAUACCAAGAGAAGAAGGUUGUUGGAGAACUUUUUAGCGACGUACUGCCAGUUAUUAAACAUUGGGCAUAUGAAGAGAAAAAGAUCUACAUCUACUCAUCAGGGAGUGUUGAGGCACAGAAACUUCUGUUUGGACAUACUGAACAUGGGAGCCUUCUUAAGUACUUCUCUGGUUACUUCGACACGAAGAUUGGAGCUAAAGUAGAGAAAGAAAGCUAUCAGAAAAUUGCCGAAGAAGUUGAAUGUGAUCCAUCAAAAAUUCUGUUCCUGAUGGACGCUACAAGAGAAGCAACUCCAGCUCACCAGGCAGGCUUCAAGACAACGAUCGUUGUACGAGACGGCAAUGCUCCAUUGACUGAAGAUGAAGCCAAGUCCUUCAAUCAAAUCAAAUCUUUUAGUGAGCUUCUACCAGAAGAAAAUGUACCAUCAAAAAAAUCUAGAAAGUUAUGAGAUCGCAAACUGCUUUCAUUAAGCUAGAUUUUCUACAAACAAUUCUAUGCCACAUAGUCACUGUAAAGUGUGUGAAAGAAAACGCUUCAUUGAUUAUGAAGUUUACAUACUGGUGCUCUUUCAAAGACACAACUUUUCUGAAAUAUAAAAAGAGAUGUUUUGGUAAUCUGUUCUGCGCCUUUCAAACCCUUCAGGAAAGUAGUAAAACAAAAAAAAUAAAGACCGCUUGGCCACACAGAUUUCAGAAUGGGAUAAAAUUACUCUUGAUGGUGCUACAGUGACCUGUUUCUGGGGAGGUGCCAUUUGCAAAAGUACAAGAAAAUAAUUAAUGUGUAUAGUGCUAAAUGUAUCACUAAAAUAAUGGUGCUGUUAAAGACACUGGA
Asterias rubens (European starfish) is the source of this 1306-nucleotide messenger RNA. Its product is annotated as enolase-phosphatase E1-like. Gene Ontology annotation, molecular function: acireductone synthase activity; magnesium ion binding. NCBI's taxonomy places the organism in Eukaryota, Metazoa, Echinodermata, Asteroidea, Forcipulatida, Asteriidae. Bases 57 to 923 code for a protein of 288 amino acids. The transcript has 7 exons. The record is from RefSeq and is a predicted model, not a curated record.